This is a messenger RNA of Drosophila subpulchrella, 3398 nucleotides long. RefSeq names its product 26S proteasome non-ATPase regulatory subunit 1 (gene Rpn2). Bases 176 to 3250 code for a protein of 1024 amino acids. The record is from RefSeq and is a predicted model, not a curated record. Gene Ontology annotation, molecular function: enzyme regulator activity. Lineage: Eukaryota; Metazoa; Arthropoda; Insecta; Diptera; Drosophilidae. Gene Ontology annotation, cellular component: proteasome complex; nucleus; proteasome regulatory particle, base subcomplex. Gene Ontology annotation, biological process: proteasome-mediated ubiquitin-dependent protein catabolic process; regulation of protein catabolic process. The transcript has 4 exons.
UUUAGUUUUCAGUCUAGCUAUUUUCCAACACUGUUUUCCAGGUAUUUUCACACCUCACAAGCAAGGUCACACUGUGACUCGAGUGAUUUAGCAUUUUUCGGCACAAAAGAAAAUUGUAAAUUGAAACGGUGCAAUUGUUGAACAUACUUUCGACUGGAAACAACGCAGCUGGAAAAUGAGUCUUACGUCCGCCGCGGGGAUAAUUUCCCUACUCGAUGAGCCGAUGCCGGAUCUCAAGGUAUUCGCCCUCAAAAAACUGGACAACAUCGUGGAUGAGUUCUGGCCGGAGAUCUCGGAGUCCAUCGAGAAGAUCGAGAUGCUGCACGAGGACCGCAGCUUCCCCGAAAACAAGCUGGCUGGCAUGGUGGCCUCCAAGGUGUUCUAUCACCUGGGAUCCUUCGAGGACGCCUUAACGUACGCCCUGGGCGCAGGCGAUCUCUUCGACGUGAAUGCCCGGAAUGAGUACACGGAGACCAUCAUUGCCAAGUGCAUUGACUUCUACAUUGCCCAAAGGGUGGAGUUCAUUGAGAAUCCCAAGGAGGCGAGUACCGUGGACGAGCGACUGGAGGGAAUUGUGAACAGGAUGAUCCAGCGCUGCCUGGACGACAACCAGUUCCGCCAGGCGCUGGGCAUAGCCCUGGAGACACGUCGCAUGGACACCUUCAAGGACGCCAUCAUGAAGUCGGACGAUGUGCGUGGCAUGCUGGCAUACGCCUACAACGUGACCAUGUCCCUGAUCCAGAACCGCGGCUUCCGCAACGAGGUGCUCCGCUGCCUGGUGAGUCUGUACCGGGAUCUUGGUGUUCCCGACUACGUGAACAUGUGCCAGUGCCUCAUCUUCCUGGAGGAUCCGUACGCCGUGGCCGAGAUGCUGGACACCCUCACACGCUCUUCUGUGGAGACCAACAAUCUGAUGGCCUACCAGAUUGCCUUUGACCUGUACGAGUCGGCCACGCAGGAGUUUCUGGGCAAUGUGCUGCAGCACCUGAAAAAUACCGCACCCAUUCCAACCGCCCUGCCCAGCACAUUCAAGCCCCAGGGCACAAGCUCCGAGGAUGGAGCCAAGUCCGAGGGAGACAAGUCCAAGUCUGACGAAGAUAUCACAGAGGAAAAGCCAGCUGAUGACAAGGUGGAGCGCACAAUCGAUUCGCUCAACGAGGUGGAGAAGCUUCAUCAGAAGAACAUUGAGAAGCUUAUAUCGAUCCUCUCCGGCGAGGUUUCCAUCGACCUGCAGCUUCAGUUCCUCAUCCGCAGCAACCACGCUGACUUGCAGGUUCUGCGAGGCACAAAGGAAGCGGUUCGAGUGUCCAUCUGCCACACAGCCACUGUUAUCGCCAACGCCUUCAUGCACAGCGGCACCACCUCCGACCAGUUCCUGCGCGACAAUCUCGACUGGCUGGCCAGGGCAACGAAUUGGGCCAAGCUGACGGCAACCGCCUCGCUUGGAGUCAUCCAUCGGGGCCAUGAGAAGGACUCGCUUGCGCUCAUGCAGAGCUAUCUGCCAAAGGAGGCGGGUCCGAGUUCAGGUUAUUCCGAGGGUGGUGCCCUGUAUGCGUUGGGCUUGAUCCACGCAAAUCACGGAGCUAACAUUAUAGACUACCUGCUGCAACAGCUGAAGGAUGCCCAGAACGAGAAUGUGCGUCAUGGUGGCUGCCUGGGACUGGGUCUCGCUGGCAUGGGAACCCAUCGCCAGGAUCUGUACGAGCAGCUCAAGUUCAAUCUUUACCAGGAUGACGCGGUCACUGGUGAGGCGGCGGGAAUCGCCAUGGGCAUGGUCAUGCUGGGCUCCAAGAACGCUCAGGCCAUCGAGGACAUGGUGUCGUAUGCGCAGGAGACGCAGCACGAGAAGAUCUUACGCGGCCUGGCCGUGGGCAUCUCCCUCACAAUGUUCUCGCGUUUGGAGGAGGCCGAUCCCUUGGUAACCAGCCUGUCCACCGAUAAGGACCCCGUUCUGCGUCGCUCGGGAAUGUACACCAUAGCUAUGGCAUACAAUGGAACUGGUAGCAACAAGGCCAUCCGCAAGCUUCUCCAUGUUGCCGUCUCCGAUGUGAAUGACGAUGUGCGACGCGCUGCGGUCACUGCCAUCGGUUUCAUCCUGUUCCGCACUCCGGAACAGUGUCCCUCGGUGGUGAGUCUCCUGGCCGAGUCCUACAACCCGCACGUUCGUUACGGAGCUGCAAUGGCUCUUGGUAUCGCCUGUGCCGGCACAGGACUGCGCGAAGCCAUCGCCCUGCUGGAACCAAUGGUGAAGUUCGAUCCCGUCAAUUUUGUGCGCCAGGGUGCAUUGAUUGCCUCGGCCAUGAUCCUGAUUCAGCACACGGACCAGAGCUGUCCCAAGUCCACCUUCUUCCGCCAGCUGUACGCGGAGGUUAUUAGCAACAAACACGAAGAUGUGAUGGCCAAGUAUGGCGCUAUUCUGGCUCAGGGCAUUAUUGAUGCUGGUGGCAGGAACGCCACGCUGUCCCUGCAAUCCCGCACUGGACACACCAACCUGCAGGCGGUGGUCGGCAUGUUGGCCUUCACCCAGUACUGGUACUGGUUCCCCUUGGCCCACACCCUGUCGCUUGCCUUCACACCCACUUGCGUGAUUGGCCUGAACUCCGACCUGAAGAUGCCCAAGAUGGAGUACAAGUCGGCGGCCAAGCCCUCGCUGUAUGCCUAUCCCGCCCCACUGGAGGAGAAGAAGAGCGAGGAGCGCGAGAAGGUGGCCACCGCUGUUCUGUCCAUUGCCGCCCGGCAGAAGAGGCGAGAGAAUGCGGACAAAAAGGAGGACGAGAAGAUGGAUGUGGACGAGGACAGCAAGGAGGGCGCUGCGGUCAAGAAGGACGAGGAAGCCAAGACCGAGGAGAAGCCAGCGACGGAGGAGAAGCCCAAAAAGAAGGAAGAGAAAGAAAAGAAAAAGGAGGAGGAAAAAGAAAAGGACAAGGAGGUGGCUGGCACCAGCAGCGAAAAGGAAAAGGAAAAAGAGAAAGAAAAAGAAAAGAAGGAAAAGAAGGAGCCCGAGCCCACCUCCGAAAUCUUACAGAAUCCCGCCCGCGUGCUCCGCCAGCAACUGAAGGUCCUUAGCAUUAUUGAUGGGCAAUCGUAUGAGCCCCUGAAAGAUGUCACAAUUGGUGGAAUCAUUGUGUUCCAGCACAAUGGCAAAGCCGAGGACCAGGAGCUCGUGGAGCCAGUUGCCGCCUUUGGCCCCAUGAACGACGAGGAGAAGGAGCCGGAGCCCCCAGAGCCCUUCGAGUACAUCGAGGACUAAAUGGGCAUGCUGUUUGUCAUUAUCUAAGUAAACCCUGUUCGAUUUUCAACCUUGCAUACUUUUCACGAGAGGUACUAAUCAGCAAAAAAACACGAAAUGCUAAUCCGUAAUUAUUAAACAAUAAAAUGUUCAUCGUACAAGAUGUAAA